AUGGCUUCAUCAGCAGUGCUCAAAGCUGCAUCCGGCCUUGCGGCCGUCGCCUAUCUGGACGCCAAAUGGGGCUUGGGUAACGACCUUCACUUGGCCAGAGCCAACGCCAAGAGCAACCUAAAGUACGUAUGAUGAAUGCUAAGCACUGGCUGCAGCGCGGCCAGGUUGAUGCUCACAAUGCCAUCCGCUACUGACGCACCUCGUCGCGUGCAGCUUCCGACUGCGUUCAUGGAGGGGAAAAGCGAGCAUGUACUCUCUUUUCGAAGACACCGCUGCCAGGAGCCCAAACGAUGUUGCAUACGUGUACGAAGGACGUCAGACAACCUGGGGCCAGGCACAGACCGGUGAGCAUCUCUCGAGCGCAUUCAAGGCGCAAAACGCCCCUAGGUCACUACUUGUGGACAAGAUGUGUGCAAAGGCAUGAAAGCGUUGCCCGGAAUGCGGGCAGCUUUAGCGAGAUCAGGCUGGAGCAAAGAUGAAUGUAGACCAGGUCGCUUGCCGACGAAGAGGGCAGACUUGCUGGCCCAGUCAUUUGGAAUGAUCUACGCAUGGCUGCUCGUGCAACAGCGCCUAACCUUUGAAUGAGCACUGAAGUCGACCUCUACUCCUUUCGCAGAGGUCCAUCGCAUCGCAAAUUACCUGCUGUCCAGCGGCCUCAACCCAGGAGGUGAGUUCAAGAAGCCAUGAAGCCAUGAAGCCGGAGCUCUCGACUCUGACAGCCUGGCCCUUGUUUUCCAGACCGAAUUGCUCUGUUUAUGGGCAAUUGCACUGCUUACGUGCUGCUUUGGCUCGCUGCUUUGAGCAUCAACGUUGUGCCAGCAUUCAUUAACAAUGGUCUUCGAGGCCCCGCGCUUGCUCACUGUGUCAAGGUCUCCCGCGCUCGUCUGGUCAUUUACGAGCCGCAGCUCGAAUCUGCGCUUUCUGAAGUAGACGCCGACCUGCGCUCUGCCGGCCACCUGAAGAAGUACGUCUGCUUCGAUGAUGGCGUGGCCAUCGACGAAAAGACGGCUGCGCCUCACGCUGUGCAGCUCAAGGAUUCAGAAUACUUUGGACCUCAACAGCUGGCGGCGCAAAGCACCAAGGCACCCAACCCUAAGCUUAGAGAAGCUAUUGGACCCAGCGAUGUUUCCACUCUCAUCUUCACCAGUGGAACGACUGGCCUUCCCAAAGCUGCCCUGUGCUCGCACGGGCGUAUUGGCGGUGCCUGCGCGAUGUGGCCCAACGUUAACGGCUUCAACAAAAACGACCGAAUCUACACGCCCAUGCCCCUGUAUCACUCUUCUGCCGCAUUCCUCUGCAUCGGAGCGAGCUGGUACUCGGGCUCUACGGUCAUCAUCGGGCGCAAGUUCUCUGCCUCUAGGUAUUGGCAGGAGGUGCGCAAGUACGACGCGACCGUCGUGCAGUACAUCGGGUGA
Messenger RNA from Ceraceosorus bombacis, 1415 nucleotides. The record is from the annotation of a GenBank genome assembly. Lineage: Eukaryota; Fungi; Basidiomycota; Exobasidiomycetes; Ceraceosorales; Ceraceosoraceae.